Corticium candelabrum is the source of this 1179-nucleotide messenger RNA. Its product is annotated as transmembrane protein 198-like. The record is from RefSeq and is a predicted model, not a curated record. Bases 40 to 963 code for a protein of 307 amino acids. Lineage: Eukaryota; Metazoa; Porifera; Homoscleromorpha; Homosclerophorida; Plakinidae. Gene Ontology annotation, cellular component: plasma membrane. The transcript is spliced from 6 exons.
UAGACGUAAGUUGCAAAAUCCAGGAAGUUUUGAUUCGUGAUGUUUCGCUGGAGCUCUGCCUUUCUGUUUCUCGUUUUCUUUCUAUGCACCUGCAGCGCGAGCUAUCGCUGCCAGAAUUCGACGUCGUCGUGGGAAGAGAACGUGCAGAAGGGUCUGCAUGACGUGCAGGAUUAUCUCUUCUCGCGUAGUCUCGACGUGAACGGAACUGCCUCCUGUGAUCUGUCGCAUAACAAGUACAACGCCGUGUACUGCAUCGUGUUUGCCGCUUUUGUCUUUCUUGGUGUCGUAUUUACCUUUUUGGGGUAUCGUUUGUUCAAGUUCAUUCUGUUUGCGACUGGUUUUAUAUCAGUCUUCAUAUUUGUCUACUACGUCGCAUACAACAACAUUCCGUGCAGCUGGACCUUCAAAUAUCUCGAUGUUAUUGCUUUUGGAAUAGCCGUCGCUUCAGGUCUCAUUGUUGGUAUUCUUGCCGUAUGUCUCUUCUACUUCGGCAUGGUUGUUGUCGGGUUUGCAUUGGGCUGUGUGGCUGCACUGGCAUUCCUCUCAUUCGCACACAUUUCCUACAUUGAAGAUCACUCUUGGUUGCCAAUUGUUAUUAUCGUGGCAUUGGGAAUCAUUGGUGUUGUUGUCACGUUAAUCAUACAGAAACCUCUCAUUAUACUGUCAACAUCAGUUGUUGGUGGAUAUCUGAUAGUGAUGGGUCUCGACUAUUUUGUUGAGAACAUGCAAGCCUUCAUCUACGCCUGGAAUCUUCUCGAUCGUCGAACAAAACCAACAUUUCCGAACUGUCCAGCCACGUGGGUAAUGCUCUGCACAUGGCCAGUCUUGGCUCUUGUUGGGCUCAUCAUACAAGGCAAAUUCACCGGAAAGGGCGACCGCCACUCAAGAAAAAAGAAGCACCGUGCCAAUGAUAUAGAAAUGGAUGGUCAUUACACUGGAAGGGAACGUCUGUUGUUCGAAUGAUCACAACGGCCAGGGAAGGAACGUGCACAUGUGUGUGCAUGUAUGUAAUGUACAACAUCAACAGCUAAUCCAAGUACAUGUACUAACCAGUUUUUGUAGCCAUGUAAUGAUCCCAAGUAUUUCGUAUGACUGUACGUAUUUUGUAUGACUGUAGUUCUGCUAUUACGUGUCAAUGGCUUGUAAACAAGCUAAAUUUCAAUACAAUUAUUUCUUAAC